This is a messenger RNA of Platichthys flesus (European flounder), 1823 nucleotides long. RefSeq names its product myozenin 1a (gene myoz1a). The record is from RefSeq and is a predicted model, not a curated record. Gene Ontology annotation, cellular component: actin cytoskeleton; Z disc. Gene Ontology annotation, molecular function: telethonin binding; FATZ binding; actin binding. Bases 217 to 1167 code for a protein of 316 amino acids. NCBI's taxonomy places the organism in Eukaryota, Metazoa, Chordata, Actinopteri, Pleuronectiformes, Pleuronectidae. The transcript has 6 exons.
CAACUCUGCUGCCACCCUCAGCCCCGAGCCUCUGGACGAUCUGCCAUCUGAGUGCAGGUUGGGUUUUGCACUUCUCAGGACUUGGGUCCAGCCACAGGGUCAGAGGCGCUGCGGGAUUUGUAAACUUGUGAUAAGAAUUAGCCCUCGGGGUCUCCUCUCGUCUGUUUGAUAUUUAUAAGCCGGCCUCUCCUCCGGGGAUUACAACGAAAUACCGUCAUGCCUCUGGGAACACCUGCCCCACUGUUCAAGCGGAAAAAGCUCUCAAAGAUCAUCACCGACCUCUCACACAUCACUCAGGAUGAGUAUGACUCGGAGCCGGAGGCCUCUGAGUUCGACCUGGGGAACAAGAUCAGGAGUCCCAAAGACAUCAUGCUGGAGGAGCUCUCCCUGUUGAAGAACCAAGGCUCCAAGAUGUUCAGGAUGAGGCAGAAGAGGAUGGAGAAGUUCAUCCACGAGAACAACCCCGACGUCUUCUGCAGUGAGUCGAUGGACAACCUCCAGAAGUUUGUUCCCUCUACGGGGGGUCAGAUUGGAAGUGACAUGAUCACCGUCGGUGGGCAUUUUGUGAGCAAGCAGACCGGACAUGUGCACUAUGGAGCGAUGCAGACUGGAGGAGGACCCCCCGUGCCUCCUCCAAAGCCUGGAAGAAAACAUGCAGGAGCUGGAGGAGCUGGAGGUGCAGGAGGUGCCGGAGGUCCCGGAGGAGCAGGCGGAGCAGGAGUUGGCGACCAAGGGAAAGACGGAAAAGAAGGUUCUGUUGGGUGGUCUCCAUUAAAAGGAGGUGGAUGUGAUGAUGCAACCAAAAUUACUCUGAAGGGCUACAUGUCUCCAUGGGAGAAGGCCAUGAAGGGAGAUGAGAAUCUGAUAGCUACUCUCAAGGCAGGAAUGCCCGGCCCCACCGACCGAAAGGAUCUGCCCAAGUACAAAAGCUUCAACAGGUUUGCCAUGCCCUUCGGCGGCUUCGAUAAGGCCAGCCAGUUUAUGAAAUUCCAGAUGCCAGAAGCCGAGGCGACCGAGCCUGAGGCCCCAGUGGUGUACCAACAGGAAAUCGGAUGCCGGCCUUCCUUCAACCGCACUCCUAUUGGCUGGAUGGGCAGCAGCGAGCCCAGCGGCAUUCACAUGGAGAAUGAUGUGGAGCACUUCGAUGGAGAGACCGACGAGCUGUGAAAAGAUAUUCAUGCUGUGAUAACACGCACUGUGCACACACGCAGGCAUGAAUGCAUGCACACAUGUUAGCAUGCACACACAUGAUAGAUGAGCUUACAGUUCACUGUUAUACUGAUGAAUUUGAAUCUCUCAAUGUGGAUCUCUGAAAGCGUACAAGAUGUAUUUGGUUGUAGGGCAAAGAAACAAGUUUAGAUCUUACAAGGAGAUGAAACAUCACACGUCUAUUUAUUAAAUUGACUAGUGGAGUCUAAUAACUCCUUUAAUUUGUCGGAAAAGUUUUUGUUCGCGGUGAGAAGUUGCAGAUUGUGUCGAUGAGGAAAGAAUGAAUCAUGUGAGAAGGAUAGAUUUAUGCUAUAUUACUGUUGGGCAAGCCGUCUGUAUUUGUUUUUAACCAGUGCCUCUUUUUGUCGUUAAGAUUCUCUUAUCUUUUGUUGGGCUAUGAAAACGCUACAAACCUGUGGAAUUCAGGAUGCAUGCAUAGUCAGUUGCUCAUUCACCAAUCAACACUUUCUCCACAAUAAACCAUUUAAAAUAAAUCAUGUAACACUUUGAAAAUAAACCAUGUAUCAAUCCUCUUGCAGAGGGGUGCAGUGUCAGGAGAAAUCAUUGUUUGUGUGUGAAAAUUCUUAUUUAAAUAAAUGCCUGUACAACCUCCA